AGUGAUUUCCUGGCGAGGCGUCACGGCUUGUUCUCGGACUGGCAGCACCUGCAUCAGGAGGCCCAUGUGGAUCGGCAGUGAGAGGGCCGCAGACCUCAGCACCUUAGCGGUUUCUCCUUUCAGUGUUUCGCCUCGUGAAUGUGCGCUGCCGUCGCCAUUGUUCCAGGAUGCUGCUAGAGGCGAGGGACGACGAGGAGACGACAGUGUUUAAAGCGGCUGCCGCUUCUGUGCAGGUUCUGGUGGAGCCGGUGGGUCGGUGGUUUGAGGCCUACAUCAGGAGGAGAAGCAGAAAUGUGUCGGCCUCCUUCCAAGAGCUGGAGGAAGAAGAGGAGUCCUCAGAAGAGUCGGAGGAUGAGGAGUUACAGCUGGAGGAGCACCCGAUGCUCCGAACACUGGAUCCUAAAGACUGGAAGAAUCAAGAUCACUACGCUGUCCUCGGUCUGCCACACUUGCGGUAUAAAGCCACACAGAAGCAGAUUAAAGCGGCCCACAAAUCAAUUGUGUUGAAGCACCACCCUGACAAAAGGAAAGCGGCAGGAGAGCAGAUCGUUGAAGGAGACAACGACUACUUCACCUGUAUAACUAAAGCUAUCGAAAUCCUGUCGGACCCGGUGAAGAGAAGAGCCUUCGACAGCGUGGAUCCGACCUUCGACAAUAGCGUGCCGUCCAAAAGCGAGGGCAAAGAGAACUUUUUUGAGGUGUUUGCUCCCGUUUUCACGCGAAAUGCCAGAUGGUCUUCCAAAAAGCACGGGCCCUCUCUAGGAACCAUGGACUCCUCUUUUGAAGAAGUAGACAAUUUUUACUCCUUUUGGUAUAACUUUGACUCAUGGAGGGAAUUCUCUUACUUAGACGAAGAGGAAAAGGAGAAAGCCGAAUGUCGAGACGAAAGGAGAUGGAUCGAGAAGCAGAACCGAGCUUCCAGAGCUCAGAGGAAAAAGGAGGAGAUGAACAGAAUACGCACGCUAGUUGAUACGGCCUACAGCUGUGACCCUAGAAUAAAGAAAUUCAAAGAAGAAGAAAAAGCCAGGAAAGAGGCUGAGAAGAAGGCAAAGGCUGAAGCCAAGAAGAAAGAGCAGGAGGAGAAGGAGAGAGUUCGGCAGGCAGAGCGAGAGGCGGCUCGUCUGGCGAAGGAGAAGGAGGAGGAGGAGGCCCGACAAGCCGCGCUGCAGGCCAAGAAGGAGAAGGAGAUCCAGAAGAAAGCCAUCAAGAAGGAGAGGCAGAAACUCAGGACCACAUGCAAGAACUGGAAUUACUUUGCCGACAGUGAAGCUGACAGCGUGAAAAUGAUGGAGGAGGUGGAGAAACUCUGUGACCGUCUGGAGCUGACCAGUCUGCAGAGUCUGAAUGAGAUCCUGGCCUCGGCUUCAAAGGAGGACAGCAAGGCGGCAGUGGAGAAGCAGGUAGAGGAAGUGAACGCCCAGCUGCAGAAGGAGAAGGACGCAGAGGUUCAGGCCCGGCAGGCGGCCCGGAGCGCCGAGCAGGCCAGCGGGGGCGCCGGCGGAGGGAAGGGCUGGUAUGAGGACGACCUCCAGCUGCUCAUCAAAGCGGUCAACCUGUUCCCUGCUGGAACCAACGCCAGGUGGGAAGUUAUUGCUAACUACAUGAACCUGCACUCCACCAGUGGGAUGAGGAGGACAGCCAAAGACGUCAUUAACAAAGCCAAGAAUCUUCAGAAGCUCGAUCCACUACAGAAAGAUGAGAUCAACAAAAAGGCCUAUGAGAAGUUCAAGAAGGAGCACACAUCGGUGCCGCCCUCCAUAGACAACGCCUUGCCCUCAGAGAGGUUUGAUGCCACGGGAAAUGAAGUGAACGCCGCCCCCUGGACCACAGAGGAGCAGAAACUUCUAGAACAAGCUCUGAAGACCUACCCUGUGAGCACACCUGAACGCUGGGAGAAGAUUGCUGGUGCUGUUCCUGGACGAAGCAAGAAGGACUGUAUGAAGAGGUACAAGGAACUGGUGGAGAUGGUCAAAGCCAAGAAAGCUGCUCAGGAACAAGUGGCAUCCAAGAAUAAAAAAUGACACCAACCACAGAGGAUACAAUCUGUGUUAUUUUAAUGUUAUUGUGUUAUCCUUUAUUUUAUAAUAAAAAAAAACAAACUUGACCCAA
Gambusia affinis (western mosquitofish) is the source of this 2109-nucleotide messenger RNA. RefSeq names its product DnaJ (Hsp40) homolog, subfamily C, member 2 (gene dnajc2). The transcript is spliced from 16 exons. Gene Ontology annotation, biological process: regulation of translational fidelity; 'de novo' cotranslational protein folding. Gene Ontology annotation, molecular function: ribosome binding; Hsp70 protein binding. Gene Ontology annotation, cellular component: cytosol. The record is from RefSeq and is a predicted model, not a curated record. The coding region runs from base 168 to 2021 and encodes 617 amino acids. NCBI's taxonomy places the organism in Eukaryota, Metazoa, Chordata, Actinopteri, Cyprinodontiformes, Poeciliidae.